This is a messenger RNA of Mesocricetus auratus (golden hamster), 3505 nucleotides long. RefSeq names its product transmembrane protein 68 (gene Tmem68). The coding region runs from base 1211 to 2338 and encodes 375 amino acids. Gene Ontology annotation, cellular component: membrane. Gene Ontology annotation, molecular function: acyltransferase activity. The transcript is spliced from 8 exons. Lineage: Eukaryota; Metazoa; Chordata; Mammalia; Rodentia; Cricetidae. The record is from RefSeq and is a predicted model, not a curated record.
CCCGGAGCUCUCGGUGACCCGCAUCCUCCCGCUCCCGGGACUUCCCGCGGUUUUCUUGUGAGGCUGGGCGUCCCGCACGCCUGGUGAUGGCUCCGUCCCGCUCGCAGGAUGGAGCUGGAGGGGGCGUGAGGCUGGCGAGCCGAGGCUUGUUGAUGUGCCGCCGGAGCAGGCUUGGAGUCCUAGUUUGUGAUCUUUAGUACCAAGUGACUUGGUCUUUCUGAAUAGAUUCUGCUCAUUUAUAAAAAGGGGCAGAGUAGCAACAACUUACCCCAUGAGGUUGCGGAAAGGAUCAAAGGAAGCAACUCUUAAACUUCUAUAUUUGCAAAUUCAAGUCGGUCUGCGCUGCUUCGGUCGCUGGGUUUCCCAGUCCACUAAACAUUUAGUAAGAAAUAGUAAUACAUAAAUUGGAUAUAGAAAACGUACAGUAUUGUUGUAUUUGGGUGUGAGAAGCAUUCAGUACUAGGUGCUGCUUCAGACUGGCCAACAGCUUCUUCAAAACCAAAACAAACUAUUUUGCUCCAAGGUUGUUGCGUCAUUGAGGACUUAUUUCGUUUAAUUAUUAACGCUGAAAUGUCAUUGUUACUUUUUAUUGGCUAUGUAAGAACUGAGUUGAAGUUCAGAUACUUAGAAUGCUCAUUUAAUUUUCAAAGGAAAUGUUUAUUCCCUCAUUAUUAACAAAUUCAAAGACACUGAGUUUAGAAGUUAGGAAGGAAAGAGUACUGCAAUUGCAGACGCAUCAGUCUAGAUGUGUAUUAUACCUGGACAUGGUGGCACACACCUUAAUUUUAGAUUUGGGAGGCAGAGGCAGAGGCAGGCAGAUCUCUGAGUUCAAGGCCAGCUUGGUCUGUAAAGCCAGUCAGGGUUACACAGUAGAAACUGCUUCAAAGUAAGUAAUAGAUAAAUGAAUGUGUAUUACAGCAUUAUUGGAGUGAGUGACUAGACUUAGAAUAUGGUACAGUAUUGAACAGUAGUCAUCAAAAGAGUGGAAGAUUUUAGCCAAAAGUAGAAGAGCAUUUUUACAUUAAAAAAAAAGACAACAAAUUCCUUGAAAUGUAAUGCAUGUCAAAACCUGGAGGUAGAAGCUUGAAAUCGCAAAGUUUUUUUUUUUCUUUUUAUUGUUAAAUGACACAUGGGUGUUGGUUAAAGGCUAAUAAGCCACAAAGCUUGACCUAUCUCAUGAAAGUUGUGUUCCUCCUCCACUCGAACAGCCAUGUUCAUGCAUCCUCCCCAUGGGAUCAGAGUAUAUGUAUUGAAGCCAGAGACAAGAUAUUUGUGCAAUUUCUGGGUUGAAAUUCAAACAUAUGGCAAUGAAGAAAGAGACAGAAUUUGGAAUUCUCAUCUAAAGAGAAUGCUAGACAACAACCAAACCUGUGCCGUGGGACCGGACUCUGUGCCCUACAUGACUUGUGUGGUUCACCUGCUUGAAGAAUGGUUGGGUGUGGAGCAAUUGGAGGACUAUUUGAAUUUUGCAAGCCAUCUCUUGUGGGUUUUUACCCCACUGAUACUUUUAAUCCUCCCCUACUUUACUAUCUUUCUUCUCUACCUUACUAUUAUUUUCCUCCAUAUCUACAAGAGGAAGAAUGUGUUAAAAGAAGCCUACUCUCAUAAUUUAUGGGACGGUGCGAGGAAAACAGUGGCAACUCUGUGGGAUGGACAUGCAGCGGUUUGGCAUGGUUAUGAAGUUCAUGGGAUGGAAAAGAUACCGGAAGGACCAGCACUUAUAAUAUUUUAUCAUGGAGCUAUUCCCAUAGACUUUUACUACUUCAUGGCUAAAAUUUUCAUCCACAAAGGCAGAACUUGCCGAGUAGUAGCUGACCACUUUGUCUUUAAAAUCCCAGGGUUCAGUUUAUUACUAGAUGUAUUUUGUGCUCUUCAUGGACCAAGAGAAAAAUGUGUUGACAUCCUGAGGAGUGGCCAUUUGUUAGCUAUCUCACCAGGUGGAGUCCGAGAAGCCUUACUUAGUGAUGAAACCUACAACAUCAUAUGGGGUAAUCGUAAAGGCUUUGCUCAGGUUGCAAUUGAUGCAAAAGUGCCUAUUAUUCCUAUGUUUACACAAAAUAUUCGAGAAGGAUUUAGAUCACUUGGAGGAACAAGAUUAUUUAAGUGGCUUUAUGAAAAAUUCCGCUAUCCGUUUGCUCCAAUGUAUGGAGGCUUUCCUGUGAAGUUGCGGACCUACUUAGGUGAUCCCAUUCCAUAUGACCCAAAGAUAACAGCAGAAGAGCUGGCUGAAAAGACCAAGAAUGCUGUUCAAGCCCUGAUUGAUAAGCAUCAAAGGAUACCAGGGAACAUUAGAAGUGCGCUGCUGGACCGCUUCCAUAAAGAGCAGCAGGCUGAUUAGCAGGUGGCUUAAUGUGUCUGUAGUGACAAACUCACAUCUGCAGAACCUUUACAUUUUUGUAGGUUGUAUAAUAGUGCUUCUAAAACAUCAUGUUAAUAGGUGUCUUCCUUAGAACUUGUUUAAGUUUUUAUUGUUAAUCUUGUCCUGUCAAUCAGUUGUGUCAACUUUAAUAAGUAACUUACCAAUUACCUGACCCAGAAAAUGAUCAUGUUGCAUUUACAAUCUUUAGUAGUAUAUGAUAAGCAUAGAGUCUUAGAGUAAGUUUUUCCUAAUAUCAGCAGGUUAAGCAGACUUUCCUAAAUUAUGUCAGUUGUGCUGAUAUGAUCAUAAGAGAGUGCAUGUAUUAAGAUGUAGUACUUGCUUAGUUUAGAUGAGAGAUGCCUUUAUCUAUCUGCCCUUCAUUCCAUUCACAACUGCGGGUAAGUUGUGGAAUGCUUUUGUACCUCAAUGGUUCAUUUUAAGCAUGAUAAAAUUGUGGUGACGAACAUUAUUUUAAGUUACUAUGUCUAUUGUGAUAUCUGUAAUGUGGGAGAAAUAGCUGAAUUGAUUCCUGAAUCCUCUAGGAGUUACAUACAUGUUUUUGUUCAUUGGGUGUUGAAACAACUCCUUCAGGUGUGAUGUCUAGUUGCCAAGCACAUUGGAAGAGAUGUACUGUUUUAUAAAUCAAGACAUUGUUAUUUGUAGUAUUUAUUUACUGAAUUGUUUAGUAUUUAUUUUAAACAAGUAUCUAAGUAAACAUAUAGGAUGAGUUGUCAGCAUGAUGUUUUAUGGUGUAAGGAUAGAAUCAUGGUCAUUCUCUGCACUUCCCAUUAGAAGCUAAUUCUAGGCCUAAGAAUAAUGAACAGGAAAGCUCCGAUUUGUUUAAUAUUGUGGUUUGUUUUGCUGGCCUUUGCAGCCAGUCAUGUGGCUUAUUAUUUCAAUCGAAUGUACUUGAAUGAUGGAGCCUCCUGAAAAUGUAAUAGUAUUUGAUUUGUCAUCUCCUUGAAAAUUGAUUUUAAAAGUAUUCAAACAGCAAAGUAUCAUAAAUCUACUGCAGUAUGUCCAUUUCCACCUUUGUAGCACUUGGGUUUUAUAUGGACUUUUUAAUUACAAGUGUAUAUCUAUGAUAUAUAUAUGUAUAAAAUGUAUAUAGAAAUGAUGUGAAAAAUAAAGCUAAAUUGCAACUCA